Lactuca virosa is the source of this 621-nucleotide messenger RNA. NCBI's taxonomy places the organism in Eukaryota, Viridiplantae, Streptophyta, Magnoliopsida, Asterales, Asteraceae. The record is from the annotation of a GenBank genome assembly.
AUGGGUUUGCUCGGAGCAUGUAAAAUCUGUUUUGGAGGUUUGAGUUUCACAUCCGACAACAUUUCCGACGAUCGCAAGCUCUGGCGACAUCUCCGACAAGCCAGACGAGAUCGGAAACUACAGAAACCUCACGGAGGAAACAACGAUUAUGCCCACGCUUGCUCUAUCGCCAUAUCCUCACCCCCACCACCUCUGCCAACCCACAACAUCGCUUUAUAACUUCUAUCCCUAAUCGUACAAUCGAACCGCAUAAUCGAAGCCUUCCAGCCUACAACGGACUUCGCAGCCUCGCUAGUCGCUCGUUGCAAUCGAAGCAAACCCAUUUGGAGAAUCGCUAGUCGCUCGUUGCAGUCGAAGGUCACUCGCCUGUCGUCUUAUUACGCCAGCUAUAACAUCGAUCGAGUUCUGUUGUACUCACCAGUCACCAGCGCUUCAAGGAAGCGGGUAGCCUCCACUCCGGCGCAACCAACUCUAAGGACUCGGGAAAGCACUAAAGAAAAGAAAUCACAGGACAACAAGUUUGGAUGACGUUGCUUGAUUGGGAGUUUUUUUAAUGUUUAAAUGUAAUGUAAUAUUGUGAUGAAUUUAGUUUUUCAUAUUUUGUACUUUGGUGACAUGGUU